Molecule: messenger RNA, 1222 nt
Organism: Myotis davidii
Lineage: Eukaryota; Metazoa; Chordata; Mammalia; Chiroptera; Vespertilionidae
Product: IST1 homolog
Exons: 8
Coding region: 197-799 (200 amino acids)
Biological process (GO): protein transport
Source: RefSeq, a predicted model, not a curated record
GGAGAUUUUAAAAGCUGAUCGCCUUCGGGUCAACUUGCAACUGGUUGUCAAUCGCCUAAAACUCCUGGAAAGAAAGAAAACCGAGCAGGCCCAGAAAGCAAGGAAGGAGGUCGCUGACCAUCUGGCUGCUGGGAAAGAUGAACGAGCUCGGGUCCGAGUGGAGCACAUUAUACGGGAAGACUACCUCGUGGAGGCCAUGGAGAUCCUGGAGCUGUAUUGUGACCUGCUGCUGGCCCGGUUUAGCUUGAUCCAGGCCACAAAGGAACUGGAUUCUGGUCUGGCUGAAUCUGUGUCUACACUAAUCUGGGCAGCUCCUCGACUCCGGUCAGAGGUGCCUGAGCUGAAAAUAGUAUCUGAUCAGCUGUGUGCAAAGUACAGCCAGGAGUAUGGUCAGCUGUGCCGAACUACUGAGAUUGGAACUGUCAGCUCUCGGCUAAUGUGUAAAUUAAAUGUGAACAGUCCACCCCAGGUUUUAGUGGAACAGUAUCUGAUAGAAAUUGCUAAGAACUAUAAUGUGCCAUAUAAAUCCAAGGCAGCCAUCAUGGCGGAAGCCCCCGCAGACCCGGUUAGUGUUGGAUUUACCGAGGAGGACAAGAAAGGCGCCCUUGACGGCGGUGGGGGAGCUGUAGCAGGACCUGGUGAACCAGUUCGGGCAUCACCAAUAUCUGCGCCAGAGCCUCUACCUGUGCCUUCCUCUGUCCCUUGUUUCUCAUCCCUUCCUCCGGGAAGACAGAAUGACUCCUUUAAGAAUGAUUUGCGUCCUAUUCUGGUUCCUGGUAAGUAUAAGGAAUCCUGGUAGUAGCUGGAAUUGCUUGAUAGUCAUGGAAGCUAUUUCAGUUGUUAUAAGACUGUCAUUCCUCCAUUGGUGAGAGAAGUUUAUUAGCGAUUUACCCGGAGUACAGAAUGUUCCCUGAUAAUAGUUAACAAUUUUCAAAGUGGAUAUGGAUCUCAAACAGAUCUUUAAUACAGAUAAAGUUUUAAAACCGCUACUGUACUAGAUCAUCUUGUCACAUGUUUUGAAUAAUUGUGCCUUUUAAAAAAAAUUCCAAUUGCCCUUGAAGAAGAUUGCCAACACAGUGUAACCAUUACCACCAUUUCCAUGUUGGGAGAAUUGUCUAAUUUUCCAGCCUCUUAUAUGCUGUUUUUUCAAAAACAUUAAUAGCCUACUGUCUUUGAGGCUGGGAUUUCAUUCUGGGGGACAUAUUGUUGUGACUUUUUUUUU